UCUGCGUCCCAACACCUCUGCUCCACCACUCUCCCACUCCUCCAGUCCCUCCCACCGACCCCUCCCAGAACCCGCCGCCGCGUCGGCACUCGGCAGCAGGCGCCCCCGCUCCGUCCCCCGGCCGCCGGCGAAGCCGCCCGCCGCGGGGCGAGGGUGCUUAGCGCCCUCAUCGCGAGAGGAUUCCAUGUUCCAAAUGAAUUGUUCUAAGCUGGGCAUGGUACCUAUUAUCAGGAGGAAUUGAUCUGUUGGUUUAAUCUAUGCACCAGAAUGUCUGGAGUAAAGUCAGUAAUUGGUCAAGCUCCUGGAGAUGGGCUACCAGUUCAAAGGAUCAUAUCAGAACUGAAGAAAAUUACCAAUCCUGUGGAGGAAAAAUCCGGAGCUAAUGGCAGUUCUUCAAGCAGAAAAUCAAAUGCAACUUCAUUAAAAAUGUUAUUAGAAAAAGAGAUGGCAAAAGAAGUGGAGUCAAAAAGGAGAGCUCCAAGUGUCAUUGGCAGGCUAAUGGGUCUUGAGGAGGAUUUACCUACUGAAGAACUAAUUGUACGCCAUACCAAAGCCGACUUGACUAGCGAUUUAAAUGCAUCAAACAAGACCUUACAUGGGAAAGAGCACCAUCAGUCAAUAAGAUUGAAGACACAAGAUCACCAAUCAAUUGAUGAAAUGAUUGAAUAUAAUGAUGUUUAUGAAGUAUCUGAACAACAAUCAGGAACAAGCUGUUUUCAAGAUCAAACUUCACUGAAAGGAUGGCCUUCUGAGAACAAGAGUAAGCAAUUCGAUAUUGUGCAAGAGAAGUUCAUUAAACCAAAAUGUUUUGCCAUGGAAGAGAAGCUCCUUCACACAAAGGAGUUACAAGAAGCUCUUGAAGUUCCAGGUUCAAAUAAAGAUUUAUUUCUUGAAACUCCUGAAGAACAUAGCUCCUCUUUCUCAAGACAGCUGAGUGGGCUUCACACAAACCAAGCACCACCUCCGACAAAACGCAUUACACUGCUAAAGCCAAUUAAAUCUGUUGAGAUUAAUAGCAUAAGGCAAUCCAGAACAGAACAAGUUAGUAAACAAAAUGUGUUGAAUAUGAGAAAGUUUCAUCGGAUUCCUAGUCCAAAGGAAGAAAUAUCCUCCCAGCCAAGUAGAAUAGUACUUUUGAGGCCUACCCCAGGGAAGCCUAGUACAUCAGAGGCAAAGCUAACCUCCAGGGAAAGUACAUUUCAGUUAAUUAACCGAAAUAGUCUCCAUGGAUCAGUAGAUUAUAGCCAGGCAACUCUAGGAUCUUCAGGGCUAGUGCAUGGUAUCAUGCAGCGCCGGCAAGAUGGCUUUCAUCAAAGGGAUGAUUCUUUACUAUCUUCUGCAUACUCAAAUGGAUAUGGGGGAGAUGAAAGCUCAUUCAGUGAUUCAGAAGUUGAUUAUAGCAGUGGUUCUGAAAUGGACUGUAUUGAAGAUGGUGGUACCCUCAGUGAUUCAGAAGGAGGUAGUCCCUUGUCAAAAAAUUCAUGGAAUCGCAGAGGAUAUGAAGGUCCAUACUCGAGCUCAUCUUUGAGCAAGAUCUCCCACUUUUCUGAGUCAUCAGUAAUCAGGGAAGCUAAGAAACAGCUUUCAGAGCGAUGGGCAGUGGUGACCUGUGAUGACAUCAGUCAAGAGCAAGUUCAGUCAUCGAGGAGAACAUGCACCUUAGGUGAAAUGCUCUCCAUCAAAGAAGCGAAGAAAGAAGAUGUCAGCACUGAGAUACUUUCUGCUUCUAGCAACCGGUCAUGUAGCUUGGAUAAUGAAUUGACCACACGGUCUAUGUAUGUAACUUCUUCCAGAAAGAAUGGUGAAAAUGGGGAGAGAUCUCCUAGGAAGCUGCCAAGGUCGAAUUCUGUUCCAGUGAUUUCGUCCACAUUUGGUAACACGGUGGUGGAUGCGCAAGCUUCAAAUCCUGACAGUCGCAAACUUAAAAUGGUGGUUGUGUCCAAUAAAGGAAAAUCAUCUUUGAAGGGAAGAGUUUCAGAUUUUUUCUUGUCUAGAAGUAAAAAGCCAACAAGGCAGAGAAGCACUUAUCAUCCAUCUGAUUGCGUUGCUGAUAGGCUUGAAGCUUGUAGAGUUCGGAGUAGAUCGGACGGGAGUGGUCAGGAUUACAAUCAUAAUCUGGUUGCCAAUGGAAAAGCAGUGGAUUGUGAGGACAGGAUUGAUAGUUUUUCCACACAAAUAUCAACCAGCAUGUCAGAGAGAUCUUCAAUUGGUGCAACUAUAUCAUUGGACUGUCCAAGAGGAAGCCUGGAUAAACUAGGAGUAAAUAAAGGCCUAAAUAGCAACCGUGAUCAACCCAGCCCUACCUCAGUUCUUGAUGCACCCUCUGAAGAUAGCAGUUGUAAUGAACCCGAAACAUCUGGAAGAACUUCCAAGAAUGCAAUAUCGAGAUCUUCAGCAAUUGAGACUGUUGCCCGUUUCGUAUCAUGGGACGACUCUGCCUCAGAAUCGCAGUUACUUGGCACCCCAAGGACUACCUCGCUUAUGUCUGAUGUAGACGAUGAUGAGUCAGAAUGCCAUGUCCUUGUGCAAAAUAUAAUGUCAUCUGCAGGAUUGGGCAGUUCACAAUCAAGUAUUGUUUUCACCGGCUGGCAUUUACCUGAUUACCCUCGUGACCCGGUGCUGUGCAACAAAGUGUCAGAGUUGAAGGAGCAAAGUUCAUACCGAAGGCUUCUUUUCGACUGUGUGAACAUUGCUCUAAUCGAAAUCGGCGAGAACGCCUUACUAAGCUCAUUCCCAUGGAGUAAAAGGCACCCUAGAACAUGGAGAAACACCUCAUCUCCUGAUUUGGGGGUAGAGGUCUGGAGUAUCCUAAAGGACUGGAUUUACGGGGCACGAAUGUUUGUGGUGAGCAGGAGAGACAAUGCUGGGAUCAUGUUGGACAGAAUCGUGAAGCAAGAGGUUGAGGGAAGAGGCUGGGUGAAUUCGUUGAUGUUGCAGGUGGUUGAUAUCACUGAACACCUCGAAGGGGGAGUAAUGGAGGAGCUGCUUGAAGAAGCUGUGCUGGAUUUCGCAGUUUGUUUUCGACGAGGAGGUGUUGUUUGUAACUGGUAAAAUUUUCCAGGAAACAGCUGGCCUGUGCAUUCCCUUUGUUUUGACAGCUGCUCCUUGGAUCGUUCAUUGUUGUAUCCUCCUGCUUCUAUUCCUGGCCGGUUCUGCUUGUUGCAUUGUGAAAGUUUUGUAACAUUUCAGCUGAUGAAAACAUGGUAAUUAUGCAGUUCAGGGAAAGUUUUGUAGGGAAAAUGAAGUGAAA
Molecule: messenger RNA, 3250 nt
Organism: Panicum hallii
Lineage: Eukaryota; Viridiplantae; Streptophyta; Magnoliopsida; Poales; Poaceae
Exons: 6
Coding region: 268-3051 (927 amino acids)
Source: RefSeq, a predicted model, not a curated record